Fulvia fulva is the source of this 855-nucleotide messenger RNA. RefSeq lists its product as uncharacterized. Gene Ontology annotation, molecular function: protein binding. Lineage: Eukaryota; Fungi; Ascomycota; Dothideomycetes; Mycosphaerellales; Mycosphaerellaceae. The record is from RefSeq and is a predicted model, not a curated record. Bases 1 to 855 code for a protein of 284 amino acids. The transcript has a single exon.
AUGCGCAACUACAACAAGCGCAAGACUGCGCGACCGUCAAUCCCCAAGUCCAGCGAUGAGAACGCCUCUGUGCCAGCAUCCGUAGCAGUCUUCGGGACCUACGAGCUUCUCGAAAAGAUCAUCGCCCACCUACCACUUCGAAAGCUCUUCCAAAUCCAGCGACUCUCGCACGCCUGGCAGGACCUUCUUGCGGACUCAAUUCAACUCCGCAAGAAAAUGUUCCUGCAAGCCAAUGGCGUUCCCUUCCGCGAUACCUGCAACAGCUCCCGAAACCUCCACCUGAAGUUCAAUCCCACAGCUGUUGUGGAAGUCUAUACAGGAGACCGCACAGGCGUCUCUCACGUGGGUAUCCACAACAGAUCCUGUCCCACGGGCAAAUAUUACUCUAGAAGCAACCUCUACGCCACAAUGAUCGAGCGCUGCGAUCGCAAUGACCUCAUUCAAGUCACGAUCCCCUCCAGAACCAUCGACUACACAUUGCUUCACCCAUGUCAAGCGCUGGGAUCAUGGCGCAAGAUGCUCCUCACCCAGCCUCCUAUAACAGCUCUGGAUGUGAAGUGCUACCAGGGGGUAUCCCGGUACUCCAUCACGGCGGAGAGGGUAUAUGCCACAGUCUACAACCCUGCGGGUCUCACCUACGGCGAUGUGGUCGAUCUAAUCAUCACACUGCGGCAGCAAGGGGCGCAGGUGGUUUCGGAGGAUAGGUGGACUGUGAAAGACUUCUCUGGGAGCUUCGACUCUACCAUGUUCGAUGGCGAUAAGAUGUUGGGUCUGAGGAUGAAGGCAUGCACUGGCAAGAUGGACGAGGACGGCAACGGAUGUUGUGGGUGCUUGCAGCUGUUUGUGUCGGCGUGA